UAGUAUUUUUCAUUUUCAAUAUCUUACCAUAUAAACCCAUAACAAUCUACCAUUUUUUCAAACCAAACUUGCAUCUCCAAAAUCAGAAACAAAGUAAUAAUAAUGGGUUCCGAAACUACCCCUGAGCUUCUAGUAGUAGACUUCAACAAUCCAGAAAUGAAGCCAGGCUCAAAUUCUUGGUCAUCUGCCUCCAAAAACAUAAGAGAAGCAUUUGAAAACCAUGGUUGUUUUGUAGCAUUAUAUGACAAAAUCUCACCCCAACUCCACAAAUCCUUCCUCAAAGCAACUGCUGACGCGUUCAAUCUUCCCGUCCAAACCAAAAUCCGAAACAUCAACGAAAAACCCUACCAUGGACACAUUGCUCAAAUUCCCAUGGCACCCCGCCACGAAGCCUUAGGCAUCGACUACGCAGACACUCUCGAAGGAGCUCAGAGCUUCACCACUCUCAUGUGGCCUCAGGGCAACCAAUCUUUCUGUGAGACCAUGAUGAGCUUUGCAAAGACGGUCGCAGAGCUAGAUAAAAUGGUGGUGGCUAUGCUGUUUGAGAGCUACGGCGUGGAGAAGCACACAAAGUCAUAUGGCGACGCGACCACUUAUCUUCUCCGGUUGAUGAAGUAUGGGGUCCCAGACGAGGGAGAGAAUACGUUGGGUCUUCCGCCACACUCGGACAAGAGCUUCAUCACCAUACUCUAUCAAAAUCACAUCUCCGGCCUCCAAACUAGGGCAAGAGACGGGCAGUGGAUUAAUGUCCAGUUCCCGCCCGCCUCUUUUGUAGUCAUGGCCGGAGAUGCUUGCAAGGCGUGGAGUAAUGAUCGGGUGCUUUCUCCGAUCCACAAAGUUACGAUGGACAGUGAGGGAAAGGAAACAAGAUACACAGCUGGGCUGUUUACUUUCGUUACCAAGACUGUGGAAGUUCCAGAGGAGUUGGUUGAUGGUCAACAUCCUUUGAAAUUCAAACCCUUCCUUCACAUGGAUUUGCUCAAGUUUUACGAAACAGAACAAGGUCGUCGAUCCCAGAAUCUGCUCCAAGAUUUUUGUGGUGUUUGAUUAAAGUAACCAUGUAUUUUUAUAUUUAUGGUGAUUGAACUGCAAUAAGUCAAAUAUUGUGUGUUUGAUUUGGUGGUUUAUAUAUCAAAGUUAAUGUCAGUUUUUUGCUUCUA
Messenger RNA from Salvia hispanica, 1160 nucleotides. RefSeq names its product putative 2-oxoglutarate-dependent dioxygenase AOP1. The record is from RefSeq and is a predicted model, not a curated record. Lineage: Eukaryota; Viridiplantae; Streptophyta; Magnoliopsida; Lamiales; Lamiaceae.